AUCUGGCAUUCCCAUUCGAUAUUAGUUAACAUUCCUUUCGGCUCGGAACUCAAAAUUUUCUGUGAUUUCGGCCAGUUAUCGAAAUUUAAUAAAAAAUAUUUAAUUCGCCGAGAUGGUUGUAUUUGGUGCCUCGCCUCAAAAGAGAUCGGGACGCGUUCCGUCGUCAAAACUCACUCCAGUUUCUGCAUCGAAAUCUAAAAUUGGAUCCGCUACCCUUCUGGCAGCGGGUCGUCCUACGCGGAGAAGGCCAGCGAUCGGCAGUAGUGGAGCGGCGAAGCGAACCUCUGCCGGUGCGCUAACCAAUCUGGGUGGACGGCUGGCCAGUGCGCCAAGCCUGGGCAUGUUCCAUAGUUCCAAUUUACUUGCGGACCCAAAGGCACAAAAAACAGCUCUUCGCCACCCACCGAUACCGCCGCCACGACCUCUCCGCCGAGCUGCCGCCGUUUCUGCUCUGCAAGCCACCUCUGCACCCGCCAUUGGACUUGCUGCCAAGGCAUCUGGUGCCGGGCCAGUACAUUCCGCCAUCCCAAUAGCUCCAGCUAUCCCUCUUCAGACGUUGCUUCCCAAGAAGAGUGCGCUAUCCAAGCGGGCAUUGAGCGGAGGAAAGGCUCCGGAUACGAGUAACCAGACCAAGCGGCGCGUCAAGUUUUCAACCAAUGUGAGUGCACAAUCGACGGAUACAAACAUCACUGCCAAGAAGUCGGUCAGAAUUGGGGAACUUCAGCAGAAGAAGCGGGUCAAGAAACUGAAACGGAUUCGAUCGCGACGGGAAGGUGGUCACGGUGGCAGUGGCAUAACACCGAUCACUAGUGGCAUACUUACCACAAGCCCCCAGGAUAUUACCAAACACGGGACCAUUGUUGAUGUGGAACCCUUGACUCCAACACCACCAGCACCCCGUAUUUUGCGCCUCAACGUUGUGGGUAAAUCUUCACCGGCUACAGGGAAAUCUUCACUUCCAACCGCUCUUCGUCGGAAGGUCAAGAGAACUAGAUCAUCUGUGGUGCAGCAGAAAGCCGCAACAGGAGCAGUAGAAACGACAGCGAAAACAGGCAGCGUCACAAGGAUCAGGAGAAGUGUCAAGACUAGACCAAAGGUGAAGACCAGUAAGAUUGGUGCCGGCAGCAAACAUACAUUGCUGGAAACUAGUACCCAUUCGGUGGUGGGCAGCAGUGCGGGAUUAGUGACGCGCAAGAAAACAGUGCCGACAACUGGGGUUAAGCGACGGACAAAAGCACAGCCUAUCAAUGGGAGCCGAAGCUAUGGAAAAGCCUGAGGGGAAGGACGAUCAGCCUGAGAAUUCUGCGGAGAAUCCGCAGCAACUGACGUCUUCGCCGCAGCCGCAGCAGAAUCAAAUGCAGAAACGUGCCCGUAGUGCUUCACCCGAUGGAGGCGAUACUGCUUGGGAGAGACCGCCGGUGGCACCAAAUUCACCAGUUCGUGUGAAGAAGCGGGUAAUCAUCAUCUAGCUCAUCGUUCGACACUCUUGUCCGUCCUGUCAUCCGCUAGGCGAGUCACAAAAUAGAUUCCAACUUAGCUGAUUCGAUAGGAAUUUUUGGCGGGGCGCCCAGGCGCAACCGAGGCAGCCGCCAAAAUGAGACACAUCACUCUCAGUAUUCGACACAGCGAGAACACUGGCUGAACAAUUCGAUGAAACACAGUCGAAAUCACUUAAACUUGCUUUUACAAUAAAAAAAAGAAAGAAUAAUACGAAAGAAAACA
Molecule: messenger RNA, 1722 nt
Organism: Drosophila serrata
Lineage: Eukaryota; Metazoa; Arthropoda; Insecta; Diptera; Drosophilidae
Gene: drn
Product: zinc finger AN1-type doctor no
Molecular function (GO): zinc ion binding; DNA binding
Source: RefSeq, a predicted model, not a curated record